AUGCGGGAAGGGCUGGCGCUGCCCGGGGGCCCCGGCGCCGCCCCGGUGCCCGGCUUCCUGGCCAAGCUCUGGGCGCUGGUGGAGGACCCGCAGAGCGACGACGUCAUCUGCUGGAGCAGGAAUGGUGAGAACUUCUGCAUUCUGGAUGAGCAGAGGUUUGCCAAGGAGCUGCUCCCCAAGUACUUCAAACACAACAAUAUCUCCAGCUUCAUACGACAGCUUAACAUGUAUGGUUUCAGGAAGGUGAUUGCUCUUGAGAAUGGCAUGAUAACAGCAGAGAAAAGCUCAGUCAUUGAGUUCCAGCACCCUUUCUUCAAGCAAGGGAAGGCACAUUUACUGGAAAACAUCAAGCGCAAGGUAUCUGCAGUAAGGACUGAGGAUCUCAAGGUCUGUACGGAGGAUUUGCACAAAGUACUCUCUGAAGUCCAAGAAAUGAGAGAGCAGCAGAACAACAUGGAUGUCAGGCUGGCUAACAUGAAGAGAGAAAAUAAGGCCCUGUGGAAAGAAGUGGCAGUUCUAAGGCAGAAGCACAGUCAACAACAGAAGCUGCUGUCUAAGAUUCUUCAAUUUAUACUGAGUUUGAUGCGAGGAAAUUAUAUUGUUGGGGUCAAAAGAAAAAGGUCUCUGACAGAUGCUGCAGGUGCUUCACCUUCCAAGUACAGUCGGCAGUAUGUUCGGAUUCCUGUGGAGAGCGGCCAAGCAAUGGCUUUUUCUGAACAUAAUGCAGAUGAUGAGGAUGGAAAUGGUUCAGGUCUCAUCAUCCGAGAUAUCACAGACACACUGGAAAAUGCCACUGAUGGACUCCUUGCUGUGGCACACACGAGUGGCAAAGCCAGAGAGUCGCAGGCAGCUCUGGAUCCUGGCUUACCUCUUUGUCAAGUGUCACAGCUGAACGAGUUAAAUUGUGCAGACCCCAUCCCACCAGUUCAUAUAAGUGAUGUCAACAAACCCAGUGAACCAGGAAGUGCUGCUGUGGAGCUCCAUACUGCACAGCCUAAUGCUCCAGAAGACCCUGUGUCAGUGAUUGACUCCAUCUUGAAUGAGAACAACUCUGGGAACCAAAGCGAUCCUUUGCUGGACAGAGAAGAAAUUCAGGAUUUUCUCAACUGCAUUGAUGCCAGCCUCGAAGAGCUGCAAGCGAUGCUCUCUGGGAAGCAGUACAGCUUUGGUUCUGAAGCUUUCAGUGAUACGUUUAAUUCUGAGCUGCCAGCCCUGGACAUGAACUUGAUGGAAACCUCUCCUGGUAUGGAAAAUAUUUCAGACUUGGCAGAGGGCACUGAAGAUCUGGGAGCAGCCGGUGAGAGAGAAACAGCAGGAAGCAAAGAUAUGCAGCUGAUACAGUACAGGGCCAAUCCCCUGCUUUCAUUAUUUGAAGAGCUACCUUCCAGUGAAGCUACAGGGAAGACAGAGGAUCCAAAAGACUUUCUGCUGCCCACCCUGGAGGAAAAACCUGCUCUUCCUGCUCCCUCAGGGAGUGGAACUGACUUACCACUAGCAGCUCCAGCCAGCCAGGCUGAGCCUCUGGAUGCUCUGGGAAUGGGUGAUCCACCUCUGCUCUCAGAAGAUGGGAAUGGAGAGUAUAAACUGUUCCCACUCUUGCUACUCAGUCCUGUUGCUAAUUUCAUAGAAGAGGCCUCUGAGAUAGAAACUUCUUGAACUUCACAUAAGAUCUGCAGCUGGCUUAGUUGAUGUGACAACGAAGAAAUAGAUCAGCCAGAAGUUUGAUCUUUCCUCACCUGCUUCCUGGGUGUUCUAUUCUGUACAGACAAAAGCAAGUUCUCUGUCUACAAGCAAAGAGCACAUCUGUAAAAACAAACAAAAAAACUGCAAAUGAGCUCAAAGCAAGAGCUGGUGGGAGUGAAGGCAGUGGGCAGAGGAGAACAACCACCUCCCUGUAGACAUACCACAUCAUAUUCCUUAACUUUUUAUCCAAUAUCCUUAUUGCCAGAGGAAAUCUGUUUGUAUCCUGUUUGUAAACUUUGGCUGGUGUUUUGGUUUUGUUUGUGUUUGGGUUUUGGGUUGUUUUUUGUUUUGUUUUUUAGUAGCUGGAUAGCUCUGUGGUGUGUCAUAUUUUAAACAUGAGUUGUGUUCUUUCUGAGAGGCUGUUCCAGUAGGUGGCUUGUCUGGAGUUGGUUGGUUUUAUUUUUUUAAGUGGUUUGUUUUGGUGUUUUUUUUAUUUGAGGUAUUUUGAUAGUUUGUGGCUGCAAUUGUUUGCAUCUGCUUAGAUCACUUCCGUAUUCCUAGAUUUGCUGCUAGGUACAGGGAACAUUUUUCCUAUGGAAAAGGACAUUUUAACUGUGGAAUAUUACUUUGUAACAUGCUAAGCCACCUCCAUUGCCACGGGCUGUAGGUGUUGUGGUCGGAAGCGCUCACCACCCUGCGUAACGCUGGUUUCUCAUGCACAUUGCAUGGCGGUUCUAGGGUAACUUGCACCUAGCUCACAGGUCCUGUGUCCUCAGAU
Indicator indicator is the source of this 2461-nucleotide messenger RNA. Its product is annotated as heat shock factor protein 3. Gene Ontology annotation, molecular function: DNA-binding transcription factor activity; sequence-specific DNA binding. Lineage: Eukaryota; Metazoa; Chordata; Aves; Piciformes; Indicatoridae. The transcript is spliced from 13 exons. The record is from RefSeq and is a predicted model, not a curated record. Gene Ontology annotation, biological process: regulation of DNA-templated transcription. Bases 1 to 1656 code for a protein of 551 amino acids.